Molecule: messenger RNA, 2684 nt
Organism: Molossus molossus (Pallas's mastiff bat)
Lineage: Eukaryota; Metazoa; Chordata; Mammalia; Chiroptera; Molossidae
Gene: TMEM63C
Product: transmembrane protein 63C
Exons: 24
Coding region: 71-2521 (816 amino acids)
Cellular component (GO): plasma membrane
Molecular function (GO): calcium-activated cation channel activity
Source: RefSeq, a predicted model, not a curated record
GCAGAAUUGUAUCAUCGUUUUAGAAGCGGGCACUGACUGCUAGCACCAUCCCCGGUUCACAGAGGAGUGGAUGACGUGGAGACCUCAGUGGGAGCCUCCCAGGAUGGUGGUCACGCCGGGUGCCCUGAAUGUGGUGGAAAAGUCGCGGAACAUGACAGAAUCCGAGUGCUUUCAGUCUCGGAGUACUGUCCUGCGGGGGCAGCCCUUCGGGGGCAUCCCCACUGUGCUGGUCAUCAACGUCAUCUUGUGGGUGCUCAUCGUUUUGAUUUACUCCUUCCUCCGGAAAGCCGCGUGGGAUUAUGGGCGCCUGGGUCUGCUGAUAAACAAUGACAGCCUGACUUCGCUGAUCUACGGGGAGCACAGUGAGAAGACGUCUCCCUCGGACAUUUCCCUGGAGAUGGAACACAAGGACAAGGGCUGCUAUUCCUGGUUCUUCAACACCAUCACCAUGAAGAACGCAGAUCUGAUCAGCAAGUGUGGAGACGAUGCCCGCAUCUACAUCAUGUUCCAGUACCAUCUCAUCAUCUUCGUGCUCAUCCUCUGCAUCCCCUCCUUGGGCAUCAUUCUGCCCAUCAACUACAGUGGCAACGUGCUGGACUGGAAUAGUCACUUUGGUCGGACCACCAUCGUCAAUGUCUCCACAGAGAGUAGGAUUCUGUGGCUGCACAGUUUCUUGUCCUUGUUCUACUUCAUCACCAACCUCUUCUUCAUGGCUCAUCACUGCUUGUGGUUCGUGCCCAGGAAGAGCUCCAAGGUCACAAGGACACUGAUGAUCACCUAUGUCCCCAAAGACAUCCAAGACCCAGAAAUCAUCAUUAGGCAUUUUCACGAGGCCUAUCCAGGGUGCGUAGUGACCAGAGUCCACUUCUGCUAUGACGUCAGGACCCUGAUUGACUUGGACGAUCAGAGGCGCCAUGCGAUGCGCGGCCGGCUCUACUACACAGCCAAGGCCAAGAAGAACGGGAAGGUGAUGAUCAAGAUCCACCCCUGCUCCCGCCUGUGCUUUUGCAAGUGCUGGAGCUGCUUCAAAGAGGUGGACGCGGAGCAAUAUUACAGCGAGCUGGAGGAGCAGCUGACGGACGAGUUCAACGCCGAGUUCAACCGCGUUCGGCUGAAGCGUCUGGACCUGAUCUUUGUCACCUUCCAGGACGCCAGGAUGACAAUGCACAUCAUGGAGGAUUACAAGUACGUCCACUGUGGUAUAUAUCCCCAGCAGUCCUCGGUGACCAGCACCAUCAGAUCCUACCGCUGGAGGGUUGCCUUUGCCCCACACCCCAAAGACAUUAUUUGGAAACACCUGUCCAUCCGCCGCUUCCAUUGGUGGGCCCGCUUCAUCGCAAUCAACACCUUCCUCUUCUUCUUCUUCUUCUUCCUCACCACACCCGCCAUCAUCAUCAACACCAUUGACAUGUACAACGUCACCCGCCCCAUCGAGAAGCUGCAGAGCCCGAUCGUCACCCAGUUCUUUCCCUCCCUGAUGCUCUGGGCCUUUACAGUGAUAAUGCCUCUGAUUGUCUACUUCUCUGCCUUCCUCGAGGCCCACUGGACCAGAUCGGGUCAGAAUCAGGUCAUUGUGUAUAAGUGCUACAUCUUUCUAGUGUUCAUGGUGAUCAUCCUGCCCUCUAUGGGGCUGACCAGCUUGGAUGUCUUUUUCCGCUGGCUCUUUGACAUCUACUACCUGGACGAGGCAUCCAUCAGGUUCCAGUGUGUGUUCCUGCCCGACAACGGCGCCUUCUUCAUCAACUACGUGAUCACGGCAGCUCUGCUGGGCACAGGCAUGGAGCUGCUGCGCCUGGGGUCGCUCUUCCUGUACAGCACCCGCCUCUUCUUCUCCCGGUCGGAGCCGGAGAGAGUCCACAUCAGAAGGGACCAGGCCAUAGAAUUCCAGUAUGGGCGCGAGUACGCGUGGAUGAUGAACGUCUUCAGUGUGGUGGUGGCGUACAGCAUCACCUGCCCUCUCAUCGUCCCUUUCGGGCUGCUGUACCUGUGCAUGAAGCACGUCACUGACCGCUACAACAUGUACUACUCCUACGCGCCCACCAAGCUCAACGAGCAGAUCCACAUGGCCGCCGUCAACCAGGCCAUCUUCGCGCCGCUGCUGGGUCUGUUCUGGAUGCUCUUCUUCUCCAUCCUGCGGUUAGGUUCGCUCCACAACAUCACCAUCUUCUCCCUCGCCAGCCUGAUCAUUUCCCUGAUAAUUGCCUUCCUGGGCACCUGCAUGGGGAAGUUACGGAGGGCAGGUGACUAUGAGCCUCGGCAGGAGAUGGAGGCCGUGUUCGACAUGGAGCCCAGCAGCACCUCCUCCACGCCCACCUCCCUUCUGUACGUGGCCACCGUGCUGCAGGAGCCGGAGAUGAACCUGACCCCGGCCUCUUCCCCCGCCCGGCACACCUACGGCACCAUGAACACAGCGCCCGAAGAGGGAGAAGAGGACAGCGGUGUGAGGGGCUUUGCGAGGGAGCUGGACUCGGCCCAGUUCCAGGAAGGCCUGGAACUGGAGGGCCAGAGCCAGUACCACUGACCAGGACCCAAGGCCUCCCCUGACUUCUCCAGCCAGGAGGGGUAGCCAGGGGAGGGCCAGGCAGGAGGAGGCACGAGGGCGGCCUGGACCUCCCCACGACUUCCUGCAGACUUUGGAAGGGCCUAGCGAAGACGUCUGCCCAUCUCGCCAUUGGGCGCAUGGA